CAAAGAAUUUGUAAAUCUGGCGUUCGGAUUUACUUCUUAUAGCCAGUAAAUCUGCGGUCUGCUUACCGCUCUCAAGAAAAUGUCUGGGCCGAAAGCUGUAAGCCAGGGAUACGUUGCAAUGCUGAGGCCCACGAAAGACCUUGAAUCCGCCUCACAAACGAUGAUGGCGACCCUGAAAAAGAAGUUAUAUAAAGUCACAUAGUCUGUCCCUCAGUCCUUUGCAAAUGAGGUAUCACUCGCAGCUGCACAAAGUCAUCCUAUUCUUACUCGUCGUCCCCACACAUACACCUUCGUCACUCCAAUCGCAUACCAACAUGGUCAAGACUAUUCCUUUUGGCGCUAUUCGCGUCCCUGUACCGGGAUUCGGUGCAAUGGGCAUCACAUCGGCCAUGGGAACUAGGCUCUCGGCCGAGCAGGCGGAGCCGGUGCUCCUGAAAGCAAUCGAGUUGGGCUGUACCUUUUGGGACACUGCUGUUGCCUACGACGCAGGCCUCAAUGAGAAGAUUCUCGGGGACUUUAUCCGCAAGCACAACGUCCGUGACAAGGUCUUUGUCGCUUCCAAGUGUGGCUUUGAUGUCUUCAAGGACCGCAGUGUCACCAACUCGAGAUCUCACAUCCGGGCUUAUAUCGACGGUACCAUCGAGAGGCUAGGCUUCGCCCCAGACCUGUACUACUUGCAUAGAAUCGACCCGAAGACACCUCUGUCGGAGUCCAUAGCUGCUCUUGAUGAGAUCCGGAAAGAGGGAAAGACCAAGUACAUCGGACUGUCAGAGUGUUCUGCCAAGACACUGCGCGAGGCCAACUCGAUCGCAAAAGUUGAUGCAGUUCAAGCGGAGUAUUCUGCCUUCGAAACUCUCCACGAGGAGAGCGGUCUCAUCCAAACGGCCAAGGAGUUGGAUGUUGCCUUUGUAGCAUUCAGUCCAUUGGGCCAUGGCUGGUUGGUCGACAACUUCGACUACCAAAGCCCCGAAGAUUUCGCGCCCGAUGACUUCCGUCGAACUGUCCCCAAGUUCCAAGGAGAGAGCUUCUACAAGAAUAAAGCUAUUGUGGAUGAGAUGAAGAAAAUCGCUGCCGAAAAGGGCUGUUCUCUCGCCCAGCUUGCCCUGGCCUGGGUAGCUGCUCAAGGUCUCAUCACUAUUCCGGGCACCACCAAGCCGAAGAGGCUGGAGGAGAACUGGGCCUCCCGGGAUGUAGAGUUGACUGAGGGUGAAAUUCUUGCCAUUAGAAAAGUAGUGGAAGCCAACAAGCCAGAGGGAAAGAGAUUCUCAGCGAUGCAUGAGGCCGCAGUCGGUCACUAGCAUGCGCCCAGGGCCGCCGGGGUUCGUGGCUUGGCUAUUUGGCGACCAGAUGUCAGUCUCAAGAGCGGAAACAUGAAUUAAAGAACCGGAUAUAAAGAUGAAUUCCUCGUUGUCACCUUGUGGAAGGGCUCCCACACACCCGCUCCGCCUUCGGAAGAAUAACCCGGAGGAGUUCCG
Colletotrichum godetiae is the source of this 1475-nucleotide messenger RNA. Its product is annotated as aldo/keto reductase. The transcript is spliced from 6 exons. The record is from RefSeq and is a predicted model, not a curated record. The coding region runs from base 225 to 1298 and encodes 357 amino acids. Gene Ontology annotation, cellular component: cytoplasm. NCBI's taxonomy places the organism in Eukaryota, Fungi, Ascomycota, Sordariomycetes, Glomerellales, Glomerellaceae.